AUAAAACAAAAAAGGGAUAUAGGGUUGAUGGAAGUCAUCGUCUUCCUCAGUUCCUCUUCCACACAUCAUUCCAGCUUAAACCAGUAAAACUAUGAGUUUCUCAUAUCUCAAUUUUCUCUGAUUAAUUUAUUUAUUCACGAGAAUUGAGAUGGCUUUUGCUCCUGCUAACUGCUGUCGAACACUCCUCUUCGCCACCACAAGGCUCGCUUCGCCCCUCCUCCUCCGCCACCUCCCUCCCCUCAGCUACAACACCCGCCUCUACUCCUCCCGCGGCAAUGUCGUCCAAAUCCUCGAAGAGCGAGGCCUCCUCGACUCCCUCACCGCCGACUCCCUCCGCCGCCCCGACUCCCCUUCCCUCCGCGUCUACUGCGGCUUCGACCCCACCGCCGACAGCCUCCACAUAGGCAAUCUCCUCGGCCUAAUCGUCCUCUCCUGGUUCCUCCGCUGCGGCCACCGCGCCGUCGCACUCGUCGGCGGCGCCACCGGCCGCGUCGGUGACCCCUCCGGCAAGAGCCUCGAGCGCCCCCAAUUGGAUCUCGCAUCCCUCGAUAGAAACGUCGCCGCAAUCUCAGCCUCAAUCCUCACCAUUCUCGAACGCGUCUCUCCCCCGACGGCGUCUCCACCCUCCGCCGCCGCCGUCGCGAUUUUGAACAAUUACGAUUGGUGGAAGGACGUGAAGCUCCUGGAUUUCCUGCGCGACGUCGGGAGGCACGCGCGGGUUGGCGCGAUGAUGUCGAAGGAGAGCGUCCGCCGCCGCCUCGAAUCGGAGCAGGGGAUGAGCUACACGGAAUUCACCUAUCAAUUGCUCCAGGGCUACGAUUUCCUCCAUCUCUUCCGCGACGAAGGCGUCAAUGUCCAAAUUGGGGGAAGCGAUCAAUGGGGAAACAUCACCGCUGGCACCGACCUUAUCCGCAGAAUUCUCCAAACCGAAGGCGCCUACGGCCUCACAUUCCCUCUCCUCCUCAAGAGCGACGGCACCAAAUUCGGUAAAUCCGAAGACGGCGCCGUUUGGCUAUCGCCGUCGCUGCUAUCGCCCUACCAAUUCUACCAGUAUUUCUUCUCCAUCUCCGAUGCCGACGUCGUGAGAUUCCUCAAGAUUCUAACCUUUCUCCCCAUGGAUGAGAUUUCAAAAAUUGAAAUUGAAAUGCAGAGCCCUGGCUAUUCCCCCAAUUCCGCACAGCGCAGGCUGUCGGCGGAGGUUACGCGAUUUGUCCACGGCGAUGAGGGUCUCGCGGAGGCUCUCAAGGCCACAGAGGCGUUGAGGCCCGGGGCUGAGACAAAGCUGGAUUCGAAGACGAUAGAGAGUAUUGCAGAGGAUGUGCCAUCGUUUUCUCUACCGCAGGAUAAGGUGUUGGACAUAUCUCUUGUGGAUCUCUCAGUCUGCACUGGCCUUCUUGAGAGCAAAUCGGCUGCUCGGCGCCUGCUCAAGCAGGGGGGACUGUAUUUGAAUAAUAACAGAGUUGAUAGUGAGGCAAAGAAGAUCGAAGCAGAUGACAUUGUUGAUGGAAAGAUACCUGCUCUUGCGGUGGAGAACACACAAUUGCAUUUGUCCUGUUUCCUAAGCCCCAUCAAGGGGUUAGGCCGCCUCCUGCAUUCACUCUCUCGCUUAGUUUGUGGAGGACUCAUGUCUGGCCUUACUCUAGGACUGAUGUCUCUCAGCCUCGUUGAUCUCGAAGUCCUCAUCAAAGCUGGCAAGCCAGAAGACAGAAAGAAUGCUGAAAAGAUUCUUCCUAUUGUCAAGAAUCAGCACUUGUUGCUCUGCACACUCCUCAUAUGUAACGCCCUAGCCAUGGAGGCACUUCCUAUUUUCGUCGACUCUCUUCUCCCCGCCUGGGGUGCUGUGUUAAUCUCAGUUACACUCAUACUUGCAUUUGGAGAGAUUAUCCCUCAAGCUGUGUGCUCCCGAUACGGAUUGAACAUUGGUGCCAGGCUAUCAGUAGUGGUUCGACUGCUGGUCAUAAUUGUUUUUCCUCUAUCAUACCCCAUCAGUAAGCUUUUGGACUUGCUGCUUGGGAAGGGGCACUCUGCUCUGCUGAGGCGUGCGGAGCUGAAAACACUUGUCGAUAUGCAUGGAAAUGAGGCAGGAAAAGGGGGUGAAUUGUCCCACAAUGAAACAACCAUUAUCUCUGGAGCACUAGACUUGACUGCAAAGACAGCGAAAGAUGCAAUGACACCAUUAUCUUCAGUAUUUUCUCUAGAUCUUAAUGCUAAACUCGACAAUGACACAAUGGGUCUAAUAUUGAGCAAUGGGCAUAGUCGGGUGCCUGUCUACUUGGGAAGCCCGGGUAACAUUGUUGGGCUUGUCCUGGUAAAGAAUCUAAUAAAGAGCCGUCCAGAAGAUGGGACUCCAAUCAGAAAUCUAACCAUAAGAAGAAUACCAAGAGUUCAUGAGUGCCUACCACUGUACGACAUACUAAACCAAUUCCAGAAAGGGCAAAGCCAUAUGGCCGCAGUGGUUAAGAGCACUACUCCCCUGAAUGAUGUUAUAGAGUGUGCAAGUUCAAAAUCAAAUUCGGCACAGAGACAAACAGACAGAACCAUUAAUGUCGAUUGUUUAGUUUCUAUCCCUCAUAGAGAUGAAGAAGUUCUUGGCAUAAUAACAAUGGAGGACGUUUUAGAAGAACUACUUCAGGAACCAAUAUAUGAUGAAACUGAUGAUUAUGUUGACUUGCAUAACCAAAUUAAAAUCAAUCUGAUUACUAAUGGAAAAAUGUCAUCACAAUCUCCUGGAAAGCUGCGUACCCCAACAGCUUCUCCCUAUUCUUCAAGCCAUCAAACGCCAUUUUCAUACCACCAGACAGCUAUGACGCGCUCCCCCCUCUCUCCCUACAUUCAGUCGCCUAUUAGCAGGCCACAUAUUUCAUCGUCCACUGGGAACUCUGCACCGGCUUCUCCAGCUGGAAUCAAGCGUCCUCAGGGAUCUCCCUCUAUCUACAAUCAGGCUCAACGAAAAUCAUACGAGAAGUUUAGAAGGCUUGACCAUCCAUAACUUAUCGUCUUCUUAAUAUUGAAAUAAGCAGGUUGGCAUCCUGACUGUAAAAUUGUGAGUGAAUUGUUCCAUAUGUAAAUGUUUAGUCAAUAUAUAUGAAAUAAUCUGCUUAGAUCUGCUGCCAAAGCCAAACAAUCAACUCUGUACAAACUAGAGAAGCAUAAAGUUCAAUUUCUAAUUAAUCAUCAAACUGAUCUUGUUCUAAUAGAGCAGUAGAGCACAAUGAUUGUUGUAUGUGUGUUGUGUAUACAAUUUUAACUAUAUUAGCUUAUUUAAUAGUAA
Salvia splendens (bonfire salvia) is the source of this 3271-nucleotide messenger RNA. Its product is annotated as tyrosine--tRNA ligase, chloroplastic/mitochondrial. Lineage: Eukaryota; Viridiplantae; Streptophyta; Magnoliopsida; Lamiales; Lamiaceae. Gene Ontology annotation, biological process: tyrosyl-tRNA aminoacylation. The transcript is spliced from 15 exons. The coding region runs from base 149 to 2989 and encodes 946 amino acids. Gene Ontology annotation, cellular component: chloroplast stroma; mitochondrion; cytosol. Gene Ontology annotation, molecular function: RNA binding; ATP binding; tyrosine-tRNA ligase activity. The record is from RefSeq and is a predicted model, not a curated record.